AUGAUGUCCUGCUUGAGGCUGCUGAGAAGGUGCCGGAGAGAGGGGGCAUGGGACGCCCAUGACAAGCGGUUUGGGAAGGAUGCAAUGGACCACCUGGACGAGCACACGAGGGCGUUGGUCAGCGCGGGGCGUUGGGUAGACACGGAAACAAGGUGGGCACUGAACAAGUGGCUCACGUCGCUCUGGUCUGGAAACCCUGUGGAUCAGUGCGAUUUGAGUGUGGAGGAGUGCCGCAUCUUGUUGGGUUUCGCCAAUGCCUUCACUGUGAGGAGAGCCCUUGAGAAGAGCAGUGACGAGCACCUAAAGCAACAUAAGCAUCGUGGGUACAAGGAGCAUGAGGGGGUCAUGUUCGUUUCUGGGUCUCUGCUACUGAAGACCGCACUGAGAAGUGGGAAAGGGAAGGGUGCAGAUUACAGGCUGGUUGCUGAGGGGAUCCUGAGGGAUUAUGUGGCCCUAAGAGAAGGCAAGAGAAAGCAAAGGGAUUGGGAGGAUGAAAGGUCCGUGCGGAGGCUGCAGCAACCCUAUCGGCAGCAGCAGCAGCAGCUUACAGCCGCUGGAACAGUGGCUCAGCACCAGCCCCAGGUGCAGAUGGUGCCACAGAUUGCACAGGGGCGGGGCAUGCAGGCCAGCCAGCCAAGGUGCAACCAGGGCCUUAUGCAGUCAGGGCAGCUGAACAGGCAGGGGCGGGGCAUGCAGGCCGGCCAGCCAAGGUGCAACCAGGGCCUCAUGCAGUCAGGGCAGCUGAACAGGCAGGGGCGGGGCAUGCAGGCCGGCCAGCCAAGGUACAACCAGUGGCAAGCUGGGCAGGGGGGAGGGAUGCAGGUUGGCCAGCGCUUCAAUGGGCAGCUGGGGCUGGGGCCGGUGAAUAUCCAGCAGCAGGCGGGGGGCGUGCCCCUGGGAGGCGGGGAACAACCUGAGGUUCAGGCGGUUCUGCCUGGGCUUGAGGGUUGGGAUCUGGAGGCUGAGUUGGAGGUGGGCGUGCAGUUUGCACAGGGGGGGGAGCAACCUGAGUUGGAGGGGGGCGUGCCGCGUACACAGCAGGGGGGUGACCAACCUGAGCAGCCAACUCAACCGCACAACGUGCCCCUGGAACUUGAUCCCAGACUGUCUGCUGAAGACCGUCGCAAGUGGUAUCGCGAGCAUGGUUUCACCACUGAGGACGUGUGGAAGGGGUUGGUCCAGGCGUCAGACAAAUUCGAAGAGGAACAACAUGAGCGCGAGCAGGCCCUGCGUCAAGUCCGGCAGCUCAAGCUGCAGCAGGGUGUUGUGCCGACGCCCCCUCUGGAGCUUGGUCCAUCUGUUACCGAGCUCUUCAACUGGUUCAAAGUGCAAGGGUACACCUAUCAGGAUUCGCCAAGAUGA
Molecule: messenger RNA, 1362 nt
Organism: Klebsormidium nitens
Lineage: Eukaryota; Viridiplantae; Streptophyta; Klebsormidiophyceae; Klebsormidiales; Klebsormidiaceae
Source: the annotation of a GenBank genome assembly